Gaeumannomyces tritici R3-111a-1 is the source of this 3044-nucleotide messenger RNA. Its product is annotated as STE/STE7 protein kinase. The record is from RefSeq and is a predicted model, not a curated record. Gene Ontology annotation, molecular function: protein kinase activity; ATP binding. NCBI's taxonomy places the organism in Eukaryota, Fungi, Ascomycota, Sordariomycetes, Magnaporthales, Magnaporthaceae. Gene Ontology annotation, biological process: protein phosphorylation. The transcript is spliced from 4 exons. Bases 809 to 2401 code for a protein of 530 amino acids.
CGGGCACUCAGCGUCCAUCAAGACCCCUCAAUCGCCCGGUUUUUUUUCUGGCGUGGUUUUUAUUCUUUCCUGGCUUUUCUUUCUACAGCUGCAAAACGAUGCCUGGUGUUUCAUGUCUUUGCUGUUUCUUUUUACUGCACUGAACUUUUGCUGGUUCUGAGCAUUUCAAGCCCAGGCCCGGUCAGCCCUGGAGCACGCGGGCAGCAGCGGCAGUGGCCAAUUUGCCUCGUCAGCGGCCCAUCUUGGGUAUACCCCUGCAAGCUCCCGCAGCCCACCUUGGAAUUGACUGCCAACCGCUCCUCGACUGCCCUGCACUGCGGCACGGCUUCGGCCCCCAACCCACCACCACCACCACCACCACUACCACCUCCUCUCCACCUCCUUUACGAGUCCAUGUGCUGAUUUCUGCAUUCAUCCCUCUCUUGGUUGCUUUCGCUGUUGGCCAUAUUUCAUUCCUGCACCACGAGCGCGAAAUCCCCCCCGAUCGACCGUGGCCCUUGAUACCUCACGCCUAGAAGCCGCCCUCAAUUUCCCUUUCGCUGGUCCUCGUUGGCUUCGGCCCUGUCGCCUCCCCCUCCAUUCCUCUCUCUUUCACUUUCUCAUCAUAUCUGGCCCCAUCUCGUCGAACCCGGCCUGUUUUAUUUUGUCCCGGUCACACCUGGAUCACCGCUGGUCUGGCUGUUCACCCGGUUUCCUGUCAGGACGAAACUGAUUGGGACCCUCGACCGAGAAGAGACGACUUCUUGGCCCCUGCCUCGUGAGCGCCCAGGCGGCAGCGCCCACUCGUCAACAGAAGUCCCGCGCCAAAAUGCAAAGUCGAGAGGCGGCCGGCAGCGAGGCUGCUCCGCUGCAAGUUGGCUCGACACCAAGCCUCGGCCUCCCCACCCCCACGCCGCCUGGCUCCACACCGAUCCCCAUGCUCUCUAGCCCCGCGCCGCUUCUCCGGCCCGCAAUACCUGGAGCCCGCAGCGCUCGCGGGCCACCUCGCCUCGGCCUUGCCAUUCCACCAUCCCCCAAUGCGAAGCCUGUCGGCGACAACGCAGGCGGUCGGCCCCAGCUCCCAGUUCUGCACCUGGCCACUCCGCGUGGCAGCACAGUCACCCCUCAUGAACAGCCCCCCGGACGGCCCGGCAUCAUACAGCCCGGCCAGAGCGCCUCGGGCGGCAGUGAGAGCAGUGCCGCCCACAGCAGGUCUGGCUCGUUCGGCCCUCUAGACGGCCGCGCCUCCAACCCUACCAGCGCCGGCUCGCAGUAUUCGGCACUAUCCUUUGCAAGCCAAUUUGGCAUUGGGUCCAGACCGCAGGGCACCCCUGAUCCCGCCUCAGCCGUUGGCUCCAUCUACUCGGAGCGCGGCGAGGGCGGCGUUGGGAUGGAGCGCGAGGGUAGCCUGCACGGGCUCGAGGCCUUCGACAAGCUCACCAUAGACAAGGCGACUGCAGCCGACGUUGAAGAUCUCGAUGUGGACGGCUGGAGGAUCGCCAGUAUGCAGAACCGCAUCAUCGAGCUGGGAGGCCUGGGUGAAGGUGCUGGUGGCGCCGUAACCAGGUGUCAGCUCAAGGGGGGAAAGACAGUGUUUGCUUUGAAGAUAAUCACGGCAAACCCCGACCCGGACGUCAAGAAGCAGAUCCUUCGCGAGCUGAUGUUCAACCGAAACUGCGCUUCCGAGCACAUCUGCCGAUACUACGGAGCCUUCGAAGACGACGCCAACGCCACAAUCUCAAUUGCUAUGGAGUUUUGCGAAGGUGGCUCACUCGACAGCAUCUACAAGGAGGUCAAGAAGCUGGGCGGCCGCACCGGCGAAAAGGUGCUCGGCAAGAUCGCCGAGGGCGUUCUGCGUGGCCUGACGUACCUGCAUUCCCAGAAGAUCAUCCACCGCGACAUCAAGCCGUCCAACAUUCUACUCUGCCGCAACGGCGACGUCAAGCUAUGUGACUUUGGCGUGUCGGGAGACUUCGGCACUAAGGGCGAGGCCAACACCUUCAUCGGCACCAGUUACUACAUGGCACCCGAGCGUAUCACGGGCCAGAGCUACACCAUCACAUCUGACGUCUGGUCAACGGGUGUCGCGUUGCUGGAAGUCGCCCAGCACCGUUUCCCCUUCCCGGCCGACGGCACCGAGAUGGCUCCUCGCGCAGGCCUCAUAGACCUGCUCACUUACAUCGUGCGACAGCCUAUCCCGAAGCUGAAAGACGAGCCCGCGGCACAGAUCUUCUGGAGCGACAAUUUCAAGUAUUUCAUCGAGUGCUGCUUGGAGAAGGAACCGACCCGUAGGGCGAGCCCCUGGCGGAUGCUCGAACACCCGUGGAUGGUGGAUAUGAGGUCAAAGCGUGUCAAUAUGACACGAUACCUAUCCCAAGUUUGGGGCUGGGAUAAUAAGGGCGAGGCUACUGCUCCGUCGUGAGCCCCGCAGCGGCAAGUGCAAUGAUAUGUCAAUGACACAGCGCGGGGAUUGCCAUGAGGAUAUGUGUACUACAGAGCGGAGAUGCCCAUGGUCUAGCGUCUGGCCCAGAUGUAUACGGCGCAAGCGACGAGAGGGGCUGCUGAUGCCCGCCUGCUGAUCUGACUGUUAACAGUGGUUUGGUGCGGAGCACUGCAGUCAUGCCUCAGCAGACGAUGGUACAUCACGAAAGAGCACGACCAUACUGCCAGCUUUAAAAAUGAACGAACAAAAAUGAAAGAAGAGGAAAAGGGGUAGAGGGGGCAAAGUGGUUUCUUGCACAAAUAUUUUACUAUAACCAUAUUCGAUUCAUCUUUCUGCUCGGGUAAGAUCUGCGACUAUAGUCGGAACAGUCUACCAUGGUUUUGUUUAGGACCGGGCUUGAGGGUGCUACCAAGGGCCACUUUUGAGAUAUGUUCGAGGUUUAUAGGCAAGAUUGGGUAUCUCCAUUUGGGACAAGCCAAGAGCGACAAGAUGCUCGCCAAAAUUAUUUAGCGUUUUGGGUAGCUCAAACGAGAUGCAUGUUCUUGAAAAUUGUAGCCCAGGGUCACGCAGGGGAUACGGCUGAUUACGGAUGAGUGUAGUUGGAUGUUGGCGUAAAAACGGC